Mytilinidion resinicola is the source of this 1344-nucleotide messenger RNA. RefSeq lists its product as uncharacterized. Gene Ontology annotation, molecular function: RNA polymerase II cis-regulatory region sequence-specific DNA binding; DNA-binding transcription factor activity. Gene Ontology annotation, biological process: regulation of transcription by RNA polymerase II. The record is from RefSeq and is a predicted model, not a curated record. The coding region runs from base 1 to 1344 and encodes 447 amino acids. The transcript has 2 exons. NCBI's taxonomy places the organism in Eukaryota, Fungi, Ascomycota, Dothideomycetes, Mytilinidiales, Mytilinidiaceae.
AUGCAUCCUGGGCCCGACCCGUUGGGUGCACCUCCAAGCUUUGCGGCUAGGAGGCCCAACGCGUCGAACCUGGGUACAUUCGAGCUGCCGCCGCCGCCUCCGCAUAUGCAGAACAUGAAGCACAAUUACUCCUCUUUCAACACCAUCAACGCGUCGCAAUCAUCACAGGCCCCUUCGACGAUUGCUGGCGUUGGCAGCUUGCUUACACCCCCGAGCAAUCUGUCGGGUGACGGAAUCAGCCCCGUUUCUGGAGUAACGACAACCAGCUCCAACUCGACGCAGAGUAUGCAGUAUACUCCCAACGGGCAGUACAUAUAUUCGCCGCCGACUCAGGCACCUAGUGGGUAUGGAUAUCAGCCGGGCUCGCAACCGCCACAAUCAUACAAUACUCCCUCGAGAGGUAUGUUUUCGCCAGUAUACUCGACCCAGCAAAGGCAUCCUGGCUCACACCAACAACGUGAAGGACUACCACCUCCGCCAUACGAAGUCAAUCUGCCACCGUUCCCGGCGUCGGGGUCUAUGGCGGCGCCUUCGAAUCUGCCGACAAUGUCUACUCAGCAGCAGCAGCAUCACCAAGCGAUGAAUAACGCUAUGAUGAACGCACAGACUCCUGUUUCGUCGUCAGCACCGCAUCACUCUCCGGUCCACGCGCAGGAGGGCUUCCAGCGACCGCCUCCAACGCCAACUUACUAUGGAUCUCAGCCGUCGACGACACCGCAACAGCAGUCGUUCCCGUAUUCUACAGGGCCUUCGCCAACUCAGCAGAGUCCAAUCAGCGCCGGCGGCUCGAUGCCUAGAAUGUCCCCAGCGAACAGUCAAGGACAGGUCCCCUCGUUGCAAUCUGCGCCGUCGCAAUCGCCCCAUCCAUACCAACGUCCGUUUGGUGGCUAUCUCCCACCAGGCCCUGUUUUGUCGAAUGUAAAUAACCCGAACGGCCAGCUCGCGCUAGUGGGUGGAAUGCCACAUGCCAUGAUACCUGGUUUCAACAGUGGGCAUGCGGCCACCAUGCAACACAUGUACGGAGGACACCACCCGCAGCAGCCGCAAACUGCGAAUGACAGGCCGUUCAAGUGCGAUCAGUGCCCGCAAAGCUUCAAUCGAAAUCAUGACUUGAAGCGACACAAGCGCAUACAUUUAGCUGUAAAGCCAUUCCCUUGUGGCCACUGCGACAAGAGCUUUUCGCGAAAGGAUGCCCUCAAGAGGCAUAUUCUCGUGAAAGGCUGCGGCAAAGUGUCAUCUAGCGGCGAUGGCGAAAAGAACGAGAGCCUCUCUCCAAACGACAAAGGCUCUUCAGGUGCCGGCGAUUCCGCCGAUAGUAAACCCGCGAUCUCCGGCCACUCAUGA